ACUGUUGCCCAAGCAACAAUCUUUGAAUUGCACAAGCUUGUUAAUAAUCUAGUUUCAGAAGGACUAUUCCAUUACGAUCUUUUCAAAAGUAGUGAAGACGAAAGGCACGUAUCGUGAAUAAGGUUCACUAAUAAUUUCACUAUCCAUAGAGCUGAAGAUGGUGAGGCCUGUGGUAAUAAAUGGUGGUCAACUCAGGACAUUGGACGACCUGUACCGCUCUGGCUUUGGUCGCCCUCUACCCCGGCACGGUCUCAUGCUCCUCUUCUGGUUCGCGAACGAGUGCGUGAAUUUUGACGAUCACAACAACACGUGGGUGCGGUGCCAACCAGAGAAAGGAGACUUUGGGUUCCACCACUUUGGCAACUUUGAAGAGAUUCUCCCGGUUUUGGUGCGAGAUGGCAGGGAAAAGUACUUUGAGGUGGGCAACCUGAACACAGAGAACUAUCCUGAAGCCAAUGACCUACAACCUUAUGUGAGACGAUACUAUGAGCUGGCCCCGGGCAACUACCGUCAAAGCAACAAGGACCGCAUCAUUAUCAAGCUAAACCAGAGGAAGGUGAAAGCCACCUAUGUCACUGAGCAUAAAGAUGGCAAUCGAGGGGACUUUGACCCUGAACACACCCACUUGGUGAGUCCAGAUUUGAUCCGGGACAUCCAGGAGUUGGAGCUGAAGGAAUUCCUUGAACUCACAGGCUACAUGGGACCAACGCUGAGAAAUCGCCUCCUUAGAGCAUUAAAGGCAAUUUCUGACAUCCCCUCCCAACCUUCUGGACACUCUGGUUCAGAAAGGGACACUUGGGAUCUGGAGCUGGGCCAGUCAGGCUCCCAGAUGGAGGAAUUGCAGAGAAACAAAUGCACAAGAUCCUGCAAAAUCUGUGGAUUCUUGGUAGCUUUGUUAGUGGUUCUCCUAGUCAUCAUCUUCACUGUUUUGUCUUACUUAGGUAAGUUGUAGAGAUCAGGGUCAGUGUAGAUGUUCUUUUGCAGAUCCUUUGGGUUGGGGUCACAUCACUCAAUUCAGGCAAUACAGGGAUUAAGCUGCAAUUGAUUUUCUUUCUUUAUAGAAAAGGUAUGGGACUUUGCUAAAAUAAAAUGUAAUUGACCCCAACCCUGAAUAGAGCUGAUCAUGUUGACUCAAUAGCAUAUGUUACCAAACUGCGCGUGCUGUGUUGUUCUGAUUGUACUGUGACUGUAUAAAUGUAUGUUUUUGUUACAAAUUAUUAGUGUAUCUAGAUAUUAAGGGGCAAGAGGCCAUCUGUGUUUAGUAACUCACCUAGGGAGUGACGCUCUGCCAACCCCAGGAAUGUGCAAUGUUUACAUUGACCAUAUGGCUUGGGGGUAAAACAUGGGAGAGUGGCCUCUGGGCCAGAAAAAUUAAAUGCUUUGUUCUAGGCAGACACACCUAUGUUAUGUAUAUGCAAGAACAACCAUCUUAUUAUGAGAUUGAUGUAUGUAGCUUUCAAGAAGAAAACUAUGCUAAAAAAAAAUCCAAUAAAGAACUGAACGUAUCUCUCCCUUGACUCAACCAGGUACUCGGGUUAGUGUUGAGAAGAUCGCUCUGUGGGAGACAUUAGGAGACAUGUUCUGUUGUCUUUUUCACAUUGCUUCAUUUGAGUUACUUACCUGUGUUUUGGCUCUCUCUAGCGGUGAUUUGGGGUAUAUAGACUAUAUAGAAUACCAAUAUUAUAUGAAUGCUAAAUUAUCUAAAUGUUUUUAAAUAAGUUUGAUGCCAUCAUUUACCCAAUUAUAAUAUGUAUGGGUGCACAGCUAGCUACCAUUAUUGUUUUUUUUU
Esox lucius (northern pike) is the source of this 1789-nucleotide messenger RNA. RefSeq lists its product as uncharacterized. The coding region runs from base 158 to 952 and encodes 264 amino acids. The transcript is spliced from 3 exons. The record is from RefSeq and is a predicted model, not a curated record. NCBI's taxonomy places the organism in Eukaryota, Metazoa, Chordata, Actinopteri, Esociformes, Esocidae.